AUGAGUGCGGGAAGCUGCUGUCAGUCAGCUGCGCCGUUUUGCGCCUUCGCAGAGUGUGUCGACUGUCGAGUUGGCAAUGACGUCUACACAUACAAUCAGGCCAGAUGUCACAUCGGCUCGCUCAAUGCCUGCCGCAUCGGCGCCGAUGCUGAGUGCUGUCUAGGUGCUGGGGGCGGAGCAACUUGCGCCGCCAAUUGGUUUCUCGGCUCCGGGCCUGCAUUCAAAAUCGUCGGAACAGGAUUCCCAGACUCAAAGAAGACUUUCGGCCGAAAUGUCAACCAGAGUCCGCCAUUGGAUUGCGGUGCUGUGGUUGAGCCUAACCAUUACAGGUUCAUGGACAGCAAUGGUGCGAGACAUGAUAUCUACUUGCCAAAGGGAACCUUCCAAUCUGCAGUAGCAUACGUAAUGAAUGGAAACCUUGACGAACUCAUCAAGUUCCCAGUGUGGGCUGACCAACACUAUGCUGCGGACGACUGUGUCAGGGUUAAGAACGAGGAUACUGUUAUUGAAAAGUAA
Metarhizium brunneum ARSEF 3297 is the source of this 516-nucleotide messenger RNA. RefSeq lists its product as uncharacterized. The record is from RefSeq and is a predicted model, not a curated record. Lineage: Eukaryota; Fungi; Ascomycota; Sordariomycetes; Hypocreales; Clavicipitaceae.